This is a messenger RNA of Pyrenophora tritici-repentis Pt-1C-BFP, 384 nucleotides long. The record is from RefSeq and is a predicted model, not a curated record. Lineage: Eukaryota; Fungi; Ascomycota; Dothideomycetes; Pleosporales; Pleosporaceae.
AUGAACGAAUCCACCUCUCACCCCGCCAAGCCCGAGCAUCUCAAUCACUGCGAAGACGUCAACACUGCCGAGCCAGUCCCCCAAAAUAAAUCCGAUGCUGUACCAGAAGGAUUAAAGGCCAAGAUAGUCGAAGACACAGCCAUAGACAAUACCUACAACGUCUCCGUCUCCGAAACGGAGGUUUCCAUCAAUGCCCUCUUGAACACUGUCGCCAGCUAUCCAGCCCAUCAAGCACAGCUCCAGCGUCUCCAGCAGCUCCUCGCACAGAAGACCAGCAUUGAGGCAAGCAUGGCAAAGCAGUUGGCGAACCUACAGGCUACGUAUGAGGCUCAUUCAUACGACGUGGAAAUGGUUUUACAGCGCUAUAUGAAGGAAAUGAAGUGA